This is a messenger RNA of Odobenus rosmarus divergens (Pacific walrus), 1293 nucleotides long. Its product is annotated as tripartite motif-containing protein 43-like. The transcript has 6 exons. The coding region runs from base 1 to 1293 and encodes 430 amino acids. Gene Ontology annotation, molecular function: zinc ion binding; protein binding. The record is from RefSeq and is a predicted model, not a curated record. NCBI's taxonomy places the organism in Eukaryota, Metazoa, Chordata, Mammalia, Carnivora, Odobenidae.
AUGGCCUCCAGAAACCUGGACUUGGCCUUGCCAGAACCCGUCCAGAAAGAAUUCAUCUGCCCUGUCUGCCUGAAUACCUUUACAGACCCAGUGACUAUAUGCUGUGGGCACAGCUUCUGUAGAUCCUGUCUCUACCUUUUCUGGGAGGUGGCUGAAAUCCCUUACCAAUGUCUUGUUUGCUGUGAACCAUCCCAGCGGAGAGAGUACAAAACCAACAGUGUUCUUAAGAAUCUAGUGUACAUUGCCAGGAAAGCCAAUCUGAGGGAAUUCUUGCACUCUGAGGAACAGAUGUGUGGGACCCACAAAAAGACAAAGAUGAUCUUCUGUAGAGAGGAAGAGAGCCUACUCUGUUGGCUCUGUUCUGACUCCCCGGAGCACAAAGCUCACAGACACUGUUCUACUGAAGAGGCUAUUGAAGAACAGCGGGAAAAGCUCUCUGAUGAGAUGAGAUCUUUAUGGAAAAAGAUCCAAGGAAUCCAGGAGAGUCUCAAUAAAUAUGGCAGAAUGACUGUGCCUUCGAUGUAUUUUGUGACUCAACAUGAAAACGUCAUUCCUGCUCAUGAGACACCGUGUCCAGUUCUCAGAGAGGAAAGUGAAACUUUAGAAAGCCUUCGAGAAGAAGGCAAUGAGAUGUGUGACCAAUUCCGGAGGAAUCAAAGUCAUCUGAUCAAUUGUAUGAGCUACCUACGAGAAAUGUACAUGGAGCUGGUGGCUAUGUGCCAAAAGCCAGAUGGGGAGCUCCUCCAGGAAUUAGGAGACACUUUGGCAAGAAUUUUCCUUUUGACAGUCAAUGUGACAUUCAGCAGGGUAAUAACCAAUCACGAUACGAGGCUAUUUGAAGACGUGAGAAGUUUGAGGUAUGACCGUGACCAUUUGUAUGCAUCCUUGAUUCCUGGAACAUCUGACUACUUUGCAUCAUGGGGAGAACCCUGCUUUAGCAGCGGCAAACAUUACUGGGAAUUAGAGGUGAACGACUCUUGGGACUGGGUUGUGGGUGUCUGUGAGGGCUUCCGUGACAAUUCCUGGAUGAGGAACAUUGGCCCACUGGAAGAACUGAGUGGCACAUUCCUCCUGAUGUGUGUAAAGGAGGAUGACGGUUACAGGCUCUGGGCCACCUGCCCUCUGUCUCCUGUGUUCACAGAGAAACCUCAGGGCAAGGUUGGGGUGUUCCUUGAUUUUGACACUGGAAGUUUGAGUUUUGUAGAUGUGGCAAAGCAUUGGGUUAUUUGGAGGUACCAUGAUGGCUGCUUGAAAUCUCCUGUCAGGCCUUUCAUGUGCUCUGGCCACAGAUGA